This is a messenger RNA of Penaeus monodon (black tiger shrimp), 522 nucleotides long. Its product is annotated as holotricin-3-like. Bases 1 to 381 code for a protein of 126 amino acids. NCBI's taxonomy places the organism in Eukaryota, Metazoa, Arthropoda, Malacostraca, Decapoda, Penaeidae. The transcript has 2 exons. The record is from RefSeq and is a predicted model, not a curated record.
AUGGUAAAGAAGCACUGUAAGUUUAUACUUGCGUUGGUUGGAGUGGCAAGCCUAGCUGUCAUGUGUCAAGCUGACGGCGGACACGGGCAUGGAGGCGGAUACGGACACGGAGGUGGACACGGCGGUGGAUACGGGCACGGAGGUGGACACGGCGGUGGAUAUGGACACGGUGGCCAUGGGCACGGAGGUGGAUAUGGAGUAGGCGGCAUCUCGAACAGUAAUUUCAACCUGGCAGGUCCUAAGGGUGGAUAUGGUCAUGGGGGUGGCCACGGAGGUGGAUACGGCCAUGGAGGUGGCCACGGAGGUGGAUAUGGUCAUGGAGGUGGCCACGGAGGUGGAUAUGGUCAUGGAGGCGGCCACGGAGGUGGGUAUGGUCAUUAAAUGUGAUCGACAGAUUAAGAUAUUUUCGCUCUGAAAAGGCACUUAGGAUUAAGAAGCUUAGUGGAAAUUUCAUCUGGUAGCCGUGAAUCAUUAAGCAUCAUUACCUACUUAUAUCACUUAAAUACAUAUAUGUCAUUAACU